Messenger RNA from Pseudomyrmex gracilis, 3716 nucleotides. It is a transcript of the gene RSG7, whose product is annotated as regulator of G-protein signaling 6. The coding region runs from base 1286 to 2851 and encodes 521 amino acids. NCBI's taxonomy places the organism in Eukaryota, Metazoa, Arthropoda, Insecta, Hymenoptera, Formicidae. Gene Ontology annotation, biological process: intracellular signal transduction; regulation of G protein-coupled receptor signaling pathway; G protein-coupled receptor signaling pathway. The transcript is spliced from 10 exons. The record is from RefSeq and is a predicted model, not a curated record.
GACGGAAUCUCGAUCGUCAAUCCUGACGACAACGUCGCGGGCGCGCAAAAGAAACCCAUUCGCGAAUCAUCGUUCGCAAUGAACGACGACGCCCUUGGUAAACCACCCGUUGCGUGGAUGACGAAAAGCGCGGGCGCGCGCGCGCCCGACCGCCUUCAACCCCUAUCUCGGCGCAAUCUUUCCUCGAAUUAACACGCGAACCGUCGAGGGAGAAGGUUGCGAGAACUCCGAAGAUGUGAUAAAACUCGCUUUUUUCCUGCGCCGUUCGAGAGAGACGACGAGGAAGUCGACACUUAUAAAUCAUCUCCGGGGGAUGAUCGGAAGAUUUAUGAGAUCGGACAUUCGUGCGCGCUCGGGAUGUUCUCGCUCGGAUAGAAUUUUCGGAGGAGGAUCCCGCGAUCGCGGGAGGAGGAGAACAAGCGCUCCUCGUGCGGAGGAUCGUCGUUCCUGCGAAGUGUGUCGUUCGCGCGACGAAACGCGCGGAUAUCUCGCAACCUCGGAGUCGGAUGCUGCGAACCGUGUGCACUGUGCAUUGAUCGGCUUUCGUCUACUUCCCGGGACGGGAAAAGAGAUUCUGCGCGAUUAUACAUACGAUAUAUUUAUAUGAAUACACGACGAGAGGGACGCGUCGAUAAAUCUCGCGCUAGACAGCGCGUAAAAACCGCUUGAUUUGAGAAACAAUUCAAUUCAACACGGAGAGACGCGCGCGGUGUGCGUUACGAUUGUUAGGUGAGCCCACGAACUGUGCUGCUGAUGUAAAGCGCGUCACAUAUCGAUCCUCCUCCGGUGUUUAUUUUUACGAGACGGAGAAACAUUGAGAUUUUAUUUUUAAAGUUGUGGAAAAAAAAAACAAAAAAAUCGCGUUGACGAGAGAAACGCGCGGUUUUUAUGCAUUAGUUCGUAUAAUCGUAAUUUGUACAGAAAAUUGUACGGGAAAUUAGAGAGGGCUGUGAGAGAGAUCGAUCUUGAGCGGAAACUUGACUCACGCGAGAAAAAAAGAAAAAAAUUGCGCGAGAACACGCUCUCUCGCAAGAUAUAUCGCGCGCACAAACGCGGCAUUUUGUGUUGCGAUAAAAAAAAAAAAAAUGCUCGGUUUGCACACCGCGGACGAAAAGAGUGACAAAAAGCAAGUGGUAUGGCGCGUGAUGUGUUCGAAGAAAUUCGUAAAUUUCUCGCGCGAGACCUCGGGCGAGGACAAUUAGAUAUCUCCCGGUUUGCUGCGACGAUUGUUUUUUUUCUUUUCGAUUAACUGUGCGGAGAAACGUUUGGCAUUUCUCGAGUGGAUAUGGUAACUAUGAACUCCGAAAAAUCGGCUUGUCGCCGAAAGCCAGUGGAGAAGGUCGGCAGCAGCGGCAGCAGCAGCAAGAAGGGAUCCGAGCACGUCGAGGAUGCGGAGAAAAAGGACGAGGAGUGUCGCAACGAGUCGCCGGAUUUGUCUCCCAACACUCCCACGUGUAACAUCACUGCCUCUUGCGCCGAAGACACCCCCAAUUAUCUUGUCUACAAAAAGAUGGAGUCGAUUGUGGAAAAGAUGUUGGACGAGUUCACUGGCGUUCCCGUGAAAACGGUCAAGACCCUCAUGACAAAAACGCCGUCUGUUUUUACGGGUACGGAUCUUAUAGCGUGGAUGAUGAAGAGUCUGGACAUAGACGAUCAGGAGGCUCUUCAUGUGGCUCAUCUUAUGGCAGCCCAUGGGUAUUUUUUUCCUAUCGACGACCACUGCCUUACCGUAAAGAAUGACAACACGUUCUAUAGGUUUCAAACGCCCUAUUUCUGGCCAUCCAACUGUUGGGAACCCGAGAACACCGAUUAUGCUGUCUAUUUAUGCAAAAGGACGAUGCAGAACAAAACGCGAUUGGAAUUGGCAGACUACGAGGCGGAGAACUUGGCUAGAUUGCAAAAGAUGUUUUCUCGAAAAUGGGAAUUUAUUUUCAUGCAGGCGGAAGCGCAGAGCAAAGUCGACAAGAAGAGAGACAAGUUGGAGAGAAAGGUUCUGGACAGUCAGGAGAGAGCCUUCUGGGAUGUGCAUCGGCCAAUGCCCGGAUGCGUGAAUACCACGGAGAUGGAUAUAAAAAAAGCUUGUCGUAGUUAUAAGUCCGUUACACAACCAAGUAAGCAUGUGCAUCUGGGAGUCGCAGGUGGCAGAAUAUCGCCGUCCGCGGAAGCGAACGCGAACUCAUCGAUAGAAUUUUUGCAGAAGGAGAUCGAGAUCCUGAAGGACAGACUCGACAAGCCCGUCAUCAAAGUGUCAAAAGUGGCCGAGGCAUUAAUCGGAUAUUUCGAGCAGUACAUGGAGUACGACCCUUUCUUCACGCAACCCGAGUUAACGAACCCGUGGGUGUCCGAUAGUCCGGAAAUGUGGGAGCAAGAAAAAUUAGCGAAGGAAAUACCGACGAGAAGAGUAAAGAGAUGGGCGUUCAGUCUUCAGGAGCUUCUGCAAGAUCCUGUCGGUAGAGAACAAUUCGUACGAUUUUUAGAGAAGGAAUUUAGCACCGAAAAUCUCAAAUUUUGGGAAACCGUUCAGGAAUUGAAAACUUUACCGCAGAAAGACGUUCAGAAGAAAGUCGAGGAGAUCUGGCACGAGUUCUUAGACACGGAUGCCAGUUGCCCGGUGAACGUCGACUCGCGGUCCUACGAGAUUACCAAAAGAAAUCUCGAAAAACCAGACCGGUGGUGCUUCGACGUUGCCGCAGCGCACGUGUAUCACCUGAUGAAGAGCGACAGUUACUCGAGAUAUCUGCGCUCAGAAAUGUAUAAGGACUAUCUCAAUGGAUCUAAAAAGAAGACGUCUGUAAAAGGAAUUCGUUCGAUCGUUUCUUUCACAGGACGAAGGGACACAGCAACCUCGUAACUUGCCAAUUUCUAACAUCUGCGAUAAUCAUGCGUUUCUACUUGCUAUUCUCUUUUCUCUCACAUUUUUUCCAUGCAUAAUAUUUUAAAGAUACACACAAAAAACUCAGAGAAAUCAGAGAAUCUUCAGAGGAAUUAAAAAAAAAAAAAAGGUGCUUUUUCAUCUUCAUCCUACACGGCAACAAAUGUACAAGUAAAUAUUUUAUAUUGGUAAGAAACAAAAAAGAUAUUCCAUUUUAAUAUCGCUUAAAAAAAUUUACACGAACAAUCGCUUCCAAGUCACAGUUGGUUCAUGAAAAAUCAUUCGAGGAACCAUACUUGCUAUAUCUCUUACCAUUCGUUAAUUAACAUUUUACAUCUAAAGUGAUGUUAGAUAUUUUAUCUCUACAAUUACUGCAGUUUUUAUUGCCAAACUUUUAUAUUACAUAUUUUUCUUACAUGUUUUAUUCGAAGAACGAUUAUCGGAAACGUUGAAAAACUUAAAAAGCUGCCGAAAAGCGACACUAAUUAUUUUCUUUUUUUUUUCUGUUAGAAGAAAAGAUAAUAAUUUUUGAGCUUCGAUACUGCUCUGUGCUUCGUUAAAACAACAUAUUCUAUAUACAUUACGAUAUGUGGUUUUGAGCAUAUUGAGUAUAAGUAUAAAAAUAAUGUAAAUAUAAAACAUUCUUUUAACUCGCGUGAGUGAUGAAUCAGAUAAGUAUAUUAAACUAUAAUUACAAUAGCGAAUUGAAGGAAUAAAAAAUAGUAGAGUACAUGUGAAAUUGUACGGAGGCAAAUUAUUAAUUGCAAAAUCUCGUAUCGGUGAAGGUCGAGAAGUGACGCAAGAGAAUUGAAAACUAAAAAAAAAAAAAAAAAAUCGACGACAC